Ilyonectria robusta is the source of this 581-nucleotide messenger RNA. RefSeq lists its product as uncharacterized. Lineage: Eukaryota; Fungi; Ascomycota; Sordariomycetes; Hypocreales; Nectriaceae. The record is from RefSeq and is a predicted model, not a curated record. The transcript has a single exon. The coding region runs from base 281 to 475 and encodes 64 amino acids.
UCUUCCUCAAAUCACUGGCUCCAACUAGAGGAUGAAUCCAACUCGCAUCGACUCUCUCUUGUCAAUCUCAAACCCUAAUAUGUUUCAAGAUUUCCAAUACCGUCACAUCCCCGCACUCUUCACAGCCGGGGCGUAACGCUGGGGGACCAUCUGGCCUCUCAUCGGCGGCACCCGCAGCGUCCUUUUGCACUAUAGCUUGCCGGCUCGGAUUGCCAAUGUCCCAGAGACUUGGCCCGUCUGGCACAUCGGCAACGCCCGGACGGCGUGUCUCGGUAUUCUCAUGUUUAUCUUGUACUCCCGGCGCCAGUACUCUGUGCUUGACACUUUCCUGGUUGUUAUAGGUGGCUAUCUUGGGCCCGUCGACUGCAUUCUGCUUUGGAAUGAGGGUCUCAAGUCCACAGGCCUCUUUCGUCUUUUUGGCUCGCUCGUUUUCGCCGCCAUGGGGCUUGCUGGAUUGACUGAAGGCUCAUUUUGAGCACCUUACUAGGUACGCCACUAGCCUAGAUAGGCUGUCGGUCAAGGCGGGCAUACAUCGCAAAGAUGACAUGGCCUAAGUUGCUGGACAUGUUGAUGGAAGUAGC